CCCUAUUUGCACUUGCACUCACAAAAAGCAGAUUAAUUCAACAAAAAAAAUUGAAAAUAUGGGUCGUGGAAAGAUCGAGAUCAAGAAGAUCGAGAACACCACAAACAGACAGGUGACCUAUUCCAAGAGAAGAAAUGGUAUCUUCAAGAAAGCACAAGAGCUCACUGUGCUCUGCGACGCUAAGGUCUCCCUCAUCAUGUUCUCCAGCACCGGAAAAUUCCAUGAGUUCAUCAGUCCUUCCAUCACGACGAAGGAAUUUUUUUAUGAAUACCAGAAAACUGCCGGGGUAGACCUCUGGAGCUCCCACUAUGAGAAAAUGCAAGAAAAUUAUAAAAGGCUGAAGGAAAUCAACAACAAGCUGAGAAGAGAGAUCAGACAGAUGAUGGGGGAAGAUUUAAAUGGUAUGAGCAUCAAGGAACUGCAAACUCUCGAGGGAAAUAUGGCUCAUGCUGCGGACAAAAUACGAAACAGAAAGCUUCAUGUGAUUAAGACACAAACUGAGACAUACAGGAAGAAGGUGAGAAACCAGGAACAAAGACAUGGAAAUCUCCUCCUACACUGGGAAGCAAAGCAUGACGAUCCCCAUUAUGGGUUAGUUGAUAAUGAAGGAGAUUAUGAAAUUGCACUGGCAAAUGGAGGCAACAACCUCUACUCGUUCCGUUUGCACAACAUGAACCAUCACCAUGGAGGAAGAUUUGAAGAUCUGCGUCUUGCUUGAAUGCUAUAUAUUGAUAUGAUGAAUUGUGGGAGUUGCUAAUAUACUAAUUAGAAGAAGGAAACAAUCUCGAUCAUGUUGGACUAGCUAUGGUACUAAUUAAUCUUACCUGCAAAACUUUGUUAAGUAGUUGGCUUACUAGCUACAAUAUUAGCCUGAAACUGAAAGUUUAUGGAAGGCUUGCAUGCACGUUCAAUGCCUUCUUUGAACCUUUCACCUGCUAUAUAUAUAAUUUGCUGUGUGUGAUUAUCAUAAUUU
Molecule: messenger RNA, 973 nt
Organism: Rubroshorea leprosula
Lineage: Eukaryota; Viridiplantae; Streptophyta; Magnoliopsida; Malvales; Dipterocarpaceae
Source: the annotation of a GenBank genome assembly